Physella acuta is the source of this 2601-nucleotide messenger RNA. RefSeq lists its product as uncharacterized. The record is from RefSeq and is a predicted model, not a curated record. Lineage: Eukaryota; Metazoa; Mollusca; Gastropoda; Physidae. Gene Ontology annotation, molecular function: protein binding.
GUCCUCGCUAAGUCCAGCACCACGUCGAGGGCGCCAGGAGCCUAGACAACACCCUCAUCAGAUCGUUGCCAUUGUCAGAUUCAUUAAUUGCACGUGGAUUUAACGAAUUCAUUAAUGUAAUUAGAGUCGUGUCAGUAUCAGCACCACGAUGUGUAGUGGAUGUUGUAGUUCAUCUCUAGUACAGUUCGUCGCACUGUGCUGCUUACGUUUGUGGUGUUGAUGUGUGUUUACAAUUUGUUUUGAGUUGGAUUAAAACUUGUGAGUCGCGAGUCAGGGAGGACGUUGUAGUUUCUCUGGGUGAGCACCAGCGCUGUUCACGUGUUUUGUUCGUGAGUUCUAGGAGAGCUGAAGCUUCAUUACACGGUGCACAGUGGCGUACUGCAGGUGGUGCCGUGUCAGGUACUAGAGUACUCAUACAAGUACUCAUACAAGUACUCAUACAAGUACUCAGCAGAAUCGAGUACUCGACCAGCUGUCAAUGAAGACGUCAGAUCACGUGACAUUUGAUUGAAGGAUUAACUGCAAGAGAAAAUGGCGUCAAUCAUAACAUACUUGUCCGUGUUAAUGAUCGCCAGCCUUGACCCUGGGCUAGCUCAGCUUUUUGGUGACUCCCAGGUCCCGCUGAAUGUCGCCCCACCCCCCAUGAUCAUGGACGACAUUGACCCCGUCUGCUACAACUUCACCAUCGGCAACUGGCGCGUGCAGGAGUUUUUCUCUCCCAAUUACCCGGGGGAGUACCUCAACAACACCGACUGUGUCCUCUACCUCGAAGCCCCGCCCGGGUUCAUCAUCCAGCUCGACUUCCGGGAGAAGUUCCAGGUGGAGAAGUCAGACAAAUGUAAGUACGACCACCUCGAGGUCAGGGACGGACCGUUCGCCUACUCGCCGCUCAUCAACCGCUACUGCGACGCCAGCUUCCCGCCCAUGAUUACGUCAUCAGGCAGGCACCUGUGGCUCAGGUUUAAGACCGACGGCAUCCUCCAGUAUGGCGGCUUCAAGGCUGUCUACACCUACCACAAAGAGAAUGCUCAGAACGAUGGGACUGCCAUGACCAAAGGCCUCCACACACCGUGCCGUAAAGUCGCCAUGUUGACCGUCAACGAAGCUGAUGGCGUCAUAUCGUCCAGUGACAUCACGCUGGAUGACGUCAGCCACUCAAGCUCCGCUAAAGAAGUGGCCAUGGACUGCACGUGGGAGAUCUACACCAACAAGGGUUACCUGAUCAACUUGCGGUCCCUGGAGUUCCAGCUAGGCAAGCAGAACACGUGUGAGCAGAACAAGGUGACGGUGUACGACAGGACGACAGUGCACGAGCGAGACCAGUUCUGUCACGGUGGUACUCACCAGAUCGACCUCACCUCCACCAGCAACAGGAUCUUCGUACACAUCUUCGGGGUCAAGUUCAAGGCCAGACCCAAUAUCCGCAUCGUCUACUCCCUCGUUCGUAAAGGUGAUUGCACCACUUUGGAGAUGAAGUGUGGCGACCUGUGCUUGCCCGCAGUCCUCAGGUGCAAUGACGUCAUCAACUGCAAGGACAAGAGCGACGAGAGGGGCUGCAAGAGGCGGGUCAACGACCCCUAUAGCGGGAAGGACGGGAACCACGUGACCCACGAGACAGAUGACAGGGACAGCUCCAGCGACAACACAGAGAGUUCUGGGUUCUCCAGCCUUCACGCCAUCAUCCUGGGCGCCGUGGGCGGCUUCCUGCUGACCUGCGUCAUCGUCACGACGUGCGUCAUGUGCCACAUCCGGAAGCGGGACCGUGAGAAGCGUCAAGAGCUCCACCGACAGAAGAGUCCACAGAGGAACGCUCUAGAGAUGGCGGUCUGCAACAGUUCCAGCACCAGCAUGUCGCUCUCCAAGAAAAACGAAAAUUCUGGAAACCGAUCAGGCCCAGGGGGUGACAGACACCAUUACGUCACGUUCUCCAAGAUGAACUCGCCCCCCUCCAACAACAUGAUGGACGGGGGUCACCGCUACAGUGUGCCAGACCACACCGGACCCGAGGGGGACAGGAUCCCAGGGGACAGGAUCCCAGACCAGAUGACCGAGUCGGGCAACUACAAGAGGUACCUCACCAUGGAGAUCACACCAGACGACAUGAUGGACGAGUCCAUCCAGCACGGUAUCUACCCCCCCUCCCCGGGCGUCAUGGGCAUGACCAACCUCGACCAUCGCAUGCCGGAUAUUUACGGAAAUUACCAUAGCAACCAGUGGCACUGUAAGGAGGACCCCAGCAUGUACCCGUACGGGUCGUCCAGCCUGACCCGCCCCACGCCCUUCCUGGGUCUCUCUAAGCCGUUCACCUGCAGCCAGCCCGACCCCCGGUACGAGACCAAGUACAUCAAGACCAUCAAGACGCUGGACAACGACACCAUCAAGGAACACCAGCUGGCAUAGACGUCUGCCGUUUCCUAGGCAACCGUUGCUAGCUGAGGCUGAUGCAUCCAGCCAGGUUAUCCACACACAACCACAACCACAAACGUCAACACAUUAAACAACACACCGAAACAGCUGCAGUUGGACGAUGGUACCAAUAACUCAUUUUGUUCAUUUUACGUCGAGAUCUUCUCUGGAUUAUUUCUGCUGGUCCUAGAGAAA